AUGUCGUUCGUCAACUUCUUGUAUUCACGAGGUACACACACGGCGCAACUGAUCCGACGUGUUCCUUCUUGAUGUACAACAGGUGCUGCCGAGGACGCGGUUACGAGCCGUCGCCGCCGCCGUCACCGCGACCGCAAAUGGAGCAAGCCGCCGCGACAACGCCGUCGUUUCAGAGCAUGCGCAAGACCCAAGCUAGCAGUAGUGUCGGCGGAGGCGGGGAAGGCGCCGUCGGAGCCGACCUGAGAGCUGUGAACGGGAAUGGGAAUGGGAAUGCUGGUGAUGAGGUUCGAUUGGAGAACGAGAAGGGGAAGGGGAAGGAGAAAGUCAAGGAGAAGAAGGAACCCAAGUCGUUCCAGAUCCUCAAGUACCCGAUUCAUCGUCAGACCUCGCCCCACCCACCGAGGGUCUUGUCCUACUCUCCGCACCUGAGGGAAGGCCAUCCGAAUCGAGCACGAACGACCAGUCCACCCCUCUUACCGACCACAGCGACGACGCCGACGCCUUACCAAGCUGAACAUAUCGUGGCUCAACGCGCGAUCAAGAGGUCAACUUCGUCGGGGAGUAGGUCCAGUUUGGCCGGGGUCGCCGCUGCUUCGGCCGCCGGCGCGGCUGCUGCGAUCGGCCUCGCGGGAGGCAACACUGAUAGCGCCGGCGCGGGGGUCGGCUCGGGAGGGGACGCCCAGACGGCCCGACCGUUUCGCUCGAGCUCGAGGCAGCAGCAACCACAACCCCCGCAGCAACAACAGCAGUACCCUCAACAACCGCUCUAUCAGUCACACCAAAUACAACCUCAACAAUCGUAUGCUUCGUUCGCUUCCAUCACUCCUUCUCGUACAGGGAUACCCAUGAGCGAGCAGCAAGGCAUCCCACCCGUGCCUCCGAUACCGAACGGCUACAUCCCUCAACAUCCCUCGACUCACCCCCACGCUCAACAAUCGGCCUCGGCAUCGGUCAUGAGACCCGCACCCGUGUACGCUUCACCGCCUGUCGGGUACCCCACACCACCGCCGCCGAUUCAGACGUAUUCGUCGCCUUUGCCGACGACCGGUCCCGUGUACAACGUCGAUACCGGCUCGGCUGCGGCGCAUAGUGUCCGAGCGAGGAUACAGGAUCCAGGGAACGAGGGGAAACUGUCGGUUGGAAUUGACUUUGGGUAAGUCGAUACUUUUACGUGGGCUCGAUACGCUGCGCUGACCUCGGUGACGUCUCUCUCAGAACGACCUUCUCCGGCGUCGCCUACGGUUCCACGAGGUUGUUUGCAGGGCAAAUUCGACAAAUACUCGUAUGGCCAGGCAGUUAUGAAACGUGAGUCCGCAGGUUGGCUCACACGAUAGCCGGCUUUGCUGAUCGUACGAUUGCCUCGUCACGUUUCACAGGUAUCGAAAGGUCCCUUCUUGCAUCUUGUAUCACCAAUCUUCGCCCAAUGAGGAAGCGACUGUUCUUUCUUGGGGUUUGGAGGCGAAGAAUACAGCAUUACAACCCGGAAUGGUCAAGUGAGUCCUUCAAUCCUGUCUAUCAGGACCCGUGAACUGUCGUAGACUAAUCCCCUCUUCGCCCUCCCCAGAUGCGAAUGGUUCAAGCUCCUCCUCUCCCCCGAAAGUCUACGCUCCGGUCGGCCCGAUCCGAGAUUACCGCCAUUGCCACAUGGGAAGGACGUCGUCGAUGUGAUUGCGGAUUUCUUGAGGGUUCUUUGGAGAUACGCCAAGAAGCAGAUCACGGAGGAGAUUGGUUCGGUUGUGGACCUGGGUCAGUCGCCUUCCCGAACGAGCCAGUCUGAUGGGAAAGCUCCCAGCUGACGCGCUUUGAUUUGAUUGUGGCUUCUGUCUUUAGAUUCCGCCGAGGUUUUGUUGACUGUCCCAGCGGCUUGGGACGCGGCGGGCUGCAACCUUAUGCGCGAAGCGGCGAUCCGAGCUCAUCUCGUUCAAUCGUCUCGGGGUGGGGAUAUCCAUUGGCGAGAUCGAUUACAGAUUGUCACGUACGUCCAUAUCGGUUUCAUUGGCCUCGAACGUGGCACUGACGACUUUGAUCGUGUUUCCCAUUAGCGAGCCCGAAGCAGGAGCCAUUCACGCCUCGACCCUCGCAUCCCUCCACCAUCUCCGACCCUCGCAAACCUUCCUCCUCUGCGACGCAGGUGGUGGAACGGUCGAUACGGCCGUGUACAAAUUGAUGGGUCAGUUGAGCCAGCUGGAGAUUGCCGAGAUGUGCGUCAGGAGCGGUGCGAAUGCAGGGAGUCUGUUCGUCGACUUGAUGUUUGAGGAACUGGUGAGAAAGAUGUGAGUUGCCUACUUCCGCUUGUCCUAGGCCUCAUCAUCGACGCUGAUUCGAUUCGUCGCGGGGUUCACCUAUAGAUUGAAGGAUCAUCCUGUCCAUCUCGACCCACCGUCUCUCACCUCGUUCAUGCACGCCUUCUCGGAAUCCGACAAACUCGAUUAUCACGGUCGAGUAGACGACGGUGAGCCCUCGCUCUCUCAAAUCCUUGGGAUCUGUCGAUCGGUUUUCGAGAUGCUGAUCUCGAGGCCGAAUGUUGACAGACUCGAUGUAUCGCUUCAACUGUUUCAAUGUUGAGGAUGGGCAUGACCCUUCUGUUGGACUCGAGUAUGGCGAAUUGGCGAUCCCGGGCCACGUGUUAAGAGUGGAAGUGUUUGAUCCUAUCAUCAGUGAGUGGACCAUGUGCUUGGUACAGAUAAAACUUUUGGUCCAGGUGCUGACAAGAUUCAUAACCUUCGAACAGACCAGGUCCUCGACCUCCUGCACCACCAACUCUCCAAAGUCGCCAGCACCCGAAUCGACGCCAUCAUCCUCGUCGGCGGUUUCGCCGCUUCGGAAUACCUCUACACGCGAGUCCAAGAAGAAUUCGGCGCUUCGAUCCCUGUCAUUGCGAGACCGAACGAUUGUGAUGUCGCUACUUUGAGGGGGGCGGCUAGGUACGGUUUGGGGUUGACGCAGGGGAGGAAGGCAGUGAGUGCGGUGAUUACGCCGAGGAGUUAUAUUAUGAGUGAGUGCGAGGCGCUUGAUGUGUCGUGGUUGGGUGGUCUACGGUAACUGAUGGGGAGAUCAUCGUUCCAAAUGGCAGAGGUCAAGUUGCCGGCAGAGGAAGUCGAUCGAUACGAGCGGCCACACUUUAUCACUAUCAACGAUGCGGGGAUGGAAGUGUGUGCCAAUCGAUUGUCAUGUGAGCCACUUGACUUUUGUCAUAGCAGACGAGCAUAAUCACUGACUCGUCCCAACUCUCUGACAGAUCUCGUCGCCAAAGGUGCCGUCCUCCGCAAAGGUGAAAAGCUUCGUUCGAGGUUUUGCAAAUUCGUCAAGAACGCCAACGACUCGACAUUCGCGGCCCAACUCUACACCUCGGAUUCGGAUGAACUCUACCGGUACGUGAAUGACUUGUCACCUCUCUUCUCGAAUGCAUUCCCUGACCUCUCUCCGAAACCCUCUUCUGCAAACUCAGAUAUACCGACGAAGGCGACGCUACAGAACUGUGUCGUUGGACCGUCGACCUUGCCGCAUUGCCUUCGUUCGCUCAAAUCGCCGCUCUGGGUGGGGGUUACGUCGAGUUUGAUUUGGGAUUGAGUUUGGAUUCGGCAGAGGUGAGGGGUGUGUUGAUGAGUGAUGAAGGGGUCGAUUGUGGGACCGCUAGUACGUUUUUUUCUCUGUCACUGGCUCGAUACUGUCGAAGUUGCAGGGGCUAUGUUGCUGAUUCUCGCUUGGCUCUCUCUCUUCUCGCAGCUUUCGAAUUCUUGUAA
Microbotryum saponariae is the source of this 3743-nucleotide messenger RNA. The record is from the annotation of a GenBank genome assembly. NCBI's taxonomy places the organism in Eukaryota, Fungi, Basidiomycota, Microbotryomycetes, Microbotryales, Microbotryaceae.